Molecule: messenger RNA, 11427 nt
Organism: Oncorhynchus mykiss (rainbow trout)
Lineage: Eukaryota; Metazoa; Chordata; Actinopteri; Salmoniformes; Salmonidae
Source: RefSeq, a predicted model, not a curated record
CCUCUCUCUCGCUCUCCCCUCCCCUCGUGUGACUGAGAAUGCCCGUGUUGAAUUGACAGAGACGAUACGGGCUUAGCAGACAUGGAGGCCCGAUUAAUGACCGAGGCCCAUUACGACACGUCUCGGCUCAGCUAACGUUGUGUUGGAGAAGAGUCCAUUCGUGUUUGGAGAUAUCAAGGAUACCAAUUGCUGUGAGGAGAAAAAAAACAGGGCGAGGGACAAGAAAUAGAGAGAGAUCCAUUUCGGAGCUCUGUUGAUUCAACGCAGCCGCCAUUUUGUUGACAGUUCGUCUUUUUUGAAUAAGGCUGCAUCUAUUGUAUUUAAAUAUCUGCUUCCUUAAAUGUUGCUAUUGCAUUUGUCUCUACUCCUUCGACGGAAGAGUAUUCUAAGGCAUGGCUGUACUAGCUGACUCGCUAGCUUGCCUGCUAAAUAAUAUUGCAUCGUUAGCCGUCAUAGUUUAGCUUUAGCUACAAAGCUAGCACGAGUCGCUACGCGAAAAUGACAGGUUAUUUGGUUUAGUUUGUAUUAGUUUAUUUGUGAACAGUCUGCGUUUAUUUGCAUAAUAUCAAAUGAUUUCAAGCUGUCAGAUGGAUACAUUUCCCACAAGUACGGUCACGUUGCUGGAAAUGUAAGUUAUCCCAGCAAGGUAGCCCAGAUGAUGGCUUGCUAGCGAGCACCAUUGAUACAAUGUAACAUAGGUUAUUGGACGACCCAUAUAGCUUGUUACAAAAUCAACACUGUCCUCCUAUGAAUUAAUACAUUGUAAAUAGUCGCUACUGCACCGGCGAUAUUUUGUUGCCUCGUUCCAAAAAUGGUCAUUCUAGAAUUGGCAACAAUGUAAUAAUUUACUUCCUUUUGGCGUCUUGUCUAACUUUCUGUUUUUCGUUAUAUUUCUCUCGUAAGCAAUAUUACCGUGUUAGGACGUCGGUUUGGGGUCACUGCUAAACAAUAACGUUAACUAGAAUAUGAAUGAGCAGUUUAGCAAUAGCUGACCACUUUGCUUAUUACAGCAGUACUAUUAUCAAGUCAAAUAGUCAGUUGAUGCAAAUGAGUUCUAAAUGGGUACAUUUUUGGGACAUGUCAGAAUUCGUAAUUGAUCUCCCAAAAUCGGAAUGGAUGUAUAAUUUUGAAAUUUCUCUGAUUUUUGCGGUUUUGGCAAAUCAGCAGUGGGGCAUAUACUGUGGCGACCAUGUUGAUACGCACGAAGGGGGGAUUUCGAUCCACAUAAUGUGAACACAUUUUUUGGACUCCUACGGAGCUUGAAGGACGGAGAAAGAGGGCUGGGCAGCCAGGAAGGGAGAAAAGACACCGAGCAAGGAUUGCUUUUUAGCUUCCCCAAUAUCCCCCUUCACUCCUAUCCCGUCUCUUCCUGGACCGCUGCCUUUUCCUAGAAAACUGUACCUGCCGUCCGAAACAUCCCUCCCUAGUCACCCCUCACCCCCUAAAUCUCUGAUGGAUCAGAGGACUCAGGGGGGGCCUGCUACUCCACCCCCCCUCUCCAUCACUGCUCCCCAAGGGGAGCGAGAGAAGGCAGGAGGGGGUGGGAAGAAAGACGAGGAGGAGAAAGAGGCGUCGCAGAAAGACCCCUCUUCUGCUGCAGGUGGAGGAGGGGGCUCCGGUGACCAGCAGCAGUCACCCCAGUUCUCUGUCAAAGAGACUAGCCUCCACGAGGGCAACGUCAAACUCAAGAUUGGCCUGCAGGCCAAACGCAUGAAGAAGCCGCCCAAGAUCCUGGAGAACUACGUGUGUCGGCCGGCUUUCAGGGCCACUGUGAGACCCAGCGGGCGCGGAGGGGGCCGCGGGAGCCGCGUAGGAGUCGGAGCAGGCGACGGGGUCAACCAGACCCAGAGCCCAACACAUGGCAGGGAGAGAGAGCAGAGUCCUGGCAUUAAACGACCCACCCCACCGUCUUCGUCUCCCUCUGCUGUUGCUGCCCCCACUCCUCCUCCACCUGUUUCUUCGCCUUCCACCACUUCACCCAGUCGAGUGAAUGGGAGUACUCCAGCUAAACGGGGUCCUCCGAAGCUGGCCUGCAAGUCAGACAAGUCGGAGGCGAAGUCGGACGGGAAAUCCGCCAUCUCGACGGAGAGACCACUGAAUCUUCACCGCCCUUCUGCAGAUGGCAAAACGCACCACGCCUCUGGGAAGAAGAUGCCCAUGCCCCAAACCAAGUCUCCGACCUCCUCCCCCUUCCCUCCUGCGCCCACAUCACAGGAACCCAGCGUGGAAGGCGUUACCAAUCCUCCUGGGUACAUUUACAGCACUGCAGGUCUGGAAGAGAAGGACCGGGGUGUUCCUAGUUGGGGGGCUCCUACUGUCACUGAGAAACUAGCGCAACUCAUCGCCACCUGCCCUCCCUCAAAGGCCACCAAGGUGAAACCCCCCAAAACGACUCCCUCUCCCACCACCCACACCACUUCUAACUUUAUGGCCCCCACCCAAAAGCAGCGAGACCGCGCUAUGGUCAACAGGGCAACCUAUUCUAGAGCGGUCCACCUAGCUCCACCCCCUCUUGUCUCUCGCCCUCCUGGCCGCCCCUAUGGCUCCAGGAACAAUAAAGACUGUGUUUCGGAGAAGUCACCCACCCCACCUGGGAAAGAGGAGGCAGAUGGAGCCGGCAAGUCUGGCAGCAGUAACAACAGCAACAGCAGUCGCAGCAGCAGCCCUGUGCUAACCUACGCCUGCGGCAACAGCCGCCUGGCAACAACUUCAAAGGACAACAACAGCAACAGUAAAGGCGCGAAGCCGCCACAGUCCCGUCUCACUCACUGCCCACCACCCCACUCCGCGUCCUCCUCUUCCUCCUCCUCACCCUCUUGUUUGUCAUCUUGCUCCUCAUCAGAGAAGAGGACAGGGAGCCUGUCAUGUCGCCAGGGCUCCCAAGCCUCUCAAGGACACCACUCCAGAGACCAAGAAAGUCCCUCCCAGGCAGAGGAGAGGGACAGCAGUGAGAGGGACAGCAGUGAGUGUGACCGGCACGACCCCAGAGACUUAUCCAAAUGCCCCCCACCUUCAGCAUCCAGCAAGCAGGAGUCCAAGACUAAGGGGGCUAAUCAGUCACUCAGAGGGGAGAGAAGCAAGAGCUUGAGCCCCAGUAAACGCAGUCCCAACCCCAGUAAACGCAGUCCCAACCCCAGUAAACGCAGUCCCAACCCCAGUAAACGCAGUCCCAACAGGGAAAGGGACGGUCGCACCCGCUGCAUCUUCAGUCCUCUGGAGACUGUGAGAUGGACUGCCUCGCAGCCAGAGCCUGCCGGCGACCGUUCAUCCCCUCCUCUCAGAGACGAGUCCCCUGGAGAAGAGUCACCAGGCUCGCCUCCAGGGCAGGACAACAAACCCCUGAAGAAGCGGCGAGGCAGAAAGCCCCGCUGGACCAGAAUAGUGAACCGGUCACAGAGGGCGGGCCAGGGCAGCCCAGUUGACCAGCGCGAAACCAUUGUGCCUUUAUCCUCAGGCCUUGAUACUCCCCCACCUAUACGCAGGCCUGUAGGACGGCCUCCUAACCCUAAUAAGGUCAAGCCUUCCGGCGUGUCUCAACUCUUUCCACAGCCAGCCAGGAAAAGGGGACGGCCCAAGUCUAAAAUGCCCAAGCUGGACGCCCCCACUCGGGGACGUCCCCCUCACAAACUGGUCCCAUCCAAGGUAUUUUCUUUACACAAGUCGAAAGAGGAGCAGGACCCCCCUGUUCUCCACCCGGAGGUGGACCUAAAUCCUCCCAAACCUAUGCCGAGGAAGCGGGGGCGACCCAAACGCCUGCCCCCCACCUUGCCGCAGGAGGGUCAGCCCCCCACUCUGGCACCGGAAGGGGGAGAUGGGAAACAGUUCCGGAACAAGGGCAACGGGCAGCUCAUCAUGAAAACCAUCAUAGGCAAGAUCAAUAAGAUGAAGAGUGUGAAACGCAAACGGUUCCUCAGCCAGAUCCUAUUGGGACCAGGGUCUGGACCAGAGCAGGAGUCCCCCAGAGGAACUGCCAGUGGGGUGGUGGGCCAGGUAGCAGCUGCAACCCAGUCUCUAUCCUCCUUGGCUGCUUCUUUUGGUGGCAAACUGGGACCCCAGAUCAACGUAAGCAAAAAGGGGACAGUAUACAUGGGGAAAAGGAGAGGGCGCAAACCUAAAGCAUCAACAAGCCCCUCAUUGGCAGCUUCAACACCUCCCCCGGAGGGGCCUUUCCUGUCCCCAAACACCACAUCGCCCCUCCACCACCAUCAGUCCCAGUCGCAGCAGCACCAUCUCCCCACUGCUGAGGUUUUCCCCUCCCCCUCGCUCUCCCAGUCCAGUGGAGGCCAGAGCCCCAUCAGUGAUGCCUGCUUUGUGGAGCCAGGGGCAGUGCACUUCCUGACACACCCACACUUUCACUCCCACCACGUCCACCACUCGUUCCCCUUCCCUCCCCCGACGUUCUCAGCCCCCUCCCCUCGCACUCUGGGCUCCUCGGCUGCCGUGGCCUCCCAGAAGAAGUCGUGCCGUGGCUACCAUCACCACCACCACCAUUACAGGCAGCACUACCACUACCGUAAGCUAUCCCCUCCCAGGCCUCUCCACCCAACAUCCCCUGCACCUCUGAGUGAACUGAAAGAAGCCACCCCCUCGCCCGUCAGUGAGUCUCAUAGCGAGGAAACUGUACCUAGCGACAGCGGCAUAGGAACAGACAACAACAGCACUUCUGACCGGGGAGAGAAGGCCUGCGGCGUGGGGAUGCCACCUGGGAUGGCCAAUGGGCUGCUAAUGCCAGGGGUGAUGGGCUCAGCUGUGGGGGUAGGAGUUGGGCUGAACCCUCAUGGUGGACUAAGACACUCGUCCUCAGUGCUGCUGGAGCACCCCUCAUCCUCUCCGUCACCGCUGGGGGUGAGAUCCUCACCCGACCCCCGCAGGCCCCAUCCGGCAGCCCCUCCCUCCACACUAGUGGGCCACAAAGAGAAACACAAGCACAAAUGCAAGCGCCGGAGCCACGGCUGCCCAGGCUACGACAAGCUAAAGAGGCAGAAGCGCAAACGCAAGAAGAAGUACCUGCAGCUGCGCUCCCGGCGCCAGGACCCCGACUUCCUGGCCGAGCUGGAUGAGAUUGUGUUGAGGCUGAGUGAGAUCCGGAUAGCGCACCGCACCCCGGCUCACAGACUGAGCAGUGGGCUGGGGAUGCCCCUGGGAGCUGAAGGAGCGAGCAGAGUACCAGGGUCGGGUGGCAGGGCCGCUGGGACCAUAGGAGGUGCUGGUGGCCCCCCUCCGCAUCACUACCUGCACAGAGACCUGCUCCCCACAAUCUUCAGGAUCAACUUCAGCGGCUACUACUCCCCACACCCCUCGUACCCCUGUGACUCUCUGCACUACGUCCGCAAGCCAGACCUGAAGAAGAAACGCGGGCGCCCUCCAAAGCUGCGGGAGUCAAUGUCAGACGUACCUUUUGUUCACGGGCUGGGGUUCCCACUAUCUAGCGGCGGGUUCUACCACCCAUCCUACAGUGUUCCCUACUCCUCUGGUCCCCUUGGUCUGGGCUACUACAGAGGAUACCCCCAAGCCAGCGCCCUGUACCCCCAUCACCAGAACCCCCUUUCUGCCUCAUCCCACCACUCCCAUCAUUCCCCCUCCUUCCACCCGCCGCCUCCCCCUUCCUACGUGCACCACCACCACCCGUCACACCUCCUGCUCAACCCCUCCAAAUUUCACAAAAAGAAACACAAGCUGCUGAGGCAGGAGUUCCUGGGUGGGGGCCGGUCUCCCGUGCUCUACCCUACUAUGUCCUCAGAGCUGUCGUUCGGCUGGCAUCACAAACACAAACACAGGCACAAACACAGAGAGCGCUGUGCCGAGGAGGACGGGGAAGAGGGAGGAGGAGGGAGCCGAGGUGCAGUGGGAAUGACCGAGAGCCCGGGAUCGGGAAGAGGAGAACGCGGAGCCAGCGGCGCUGGAAUGGCCGAAUCUCUGCAGCGCUGCCGCUUCGGAAGAGACUCCACACCUACUACCACCAGUGCCAACAACCAGGCCACGGCCAACUCCCCUUCCUCGUCCUCCUCUUCCUCAGCCGAGAGGUACAAGCGCAAGGAGACAUCCCUGUCUUGCCUGGGGCCCUCUCGCCUGACCCAGGGCAGUGCUGGGCCCCGGGGCCACCACCCCGUAGAGUCCUGGUUCAGGAUGGGAAGCUCUGAGGCAGACUACGCUAAGCUCUCCCGGAUCCCUGCGGGGGCCGACCAGAGUCCGUUCACAGAAGGGCAGGGAGAAGACCCGGCGGGCUGCUCAGACAGUGAGGAGGAAGACGAGGAGCCCCUCACGCCCACAGAUGAGAUGGACCCCAACUCCCAGGACCCCCCGCACCACACCAACCUGUUCGCCACCGCCCUGACCAGCACGUCGCUGAGGGGAGUCGGAGGCAGGAAGGGAGUGGCAGCGGAGAGUGCGAACUUCUCCCGGAUGGAGCUGAUGCUGAAAAAGGACCACUCCACGUCAGCGGAGAGGAGAGAGUUGGGCAAUACAUCAGGUGUCCAGACCCGAGGUGACCACUCUGCCCCUGAGGACCACCUCAUGCAGCACCACAACCACCACCCUCUGUUCCACUCCCUUUCUUCCUCCUCCGCCUGCCUCUCCCACUGCGGCCACGACUCACCCUCCCAGGGCUGCUGCCUGGACAAUGAUGCCUCCCCGCAGCACCACUCCCACCGGGCCCAGCCCUCCAAACACAGCCUGCACCACGUCAACAAGAUCCUCCGCGCCAAGAAGCUCCAGAGACAGGCGAGGACAGGCAACAACGUGGUCAAGAAGAGGGGCCCCGGGCGCCCCAGGAAGCAUCCCCUGCCCUCCCCGCCCCCAUCGCCGCCCCCUCCGGCUGAAGUGACCCAGACCAGGCACCGGGACCGAGGAGGAGGGUCAGGGGGAGGAGCGUGUAAAGAGGACACGGUGACAGACGCGAUCGAGUCGGUGGUCCAGGGCCAGCGCAGGAAAGGCCAGAAGAGGAAACUCUGGGAGAGAGAUGGGGAGGAAGAGGGGGAGGAAGGGGAGGGUGAGGAGGUAGCAGAGGGCGAGAAGGUGGAGGAACGAGCGCUGGACAGGGAGGUGAACCUGGGAGGCCUAGGGAUGAGGUCCAGAGCCGGGGGAGGAAGAGGCUGGCUUACCCAAGAGGAGCUGCAGCGCUUUCGCAGUGCUCUGGAGGGGAAACCAGAUGGCCCCUCCUCCCCGGAACCUCCGGGCACCGUCUCCAUGGAACAAGCUCCACCCAUGCCUAUAACCAGCCUACGGGAGAAGAGGGCAGCCAGGCCUCCAAAGAAGAAGUACCAAAAAGCUGGGCUCUACUCUGAUGUGUACAAGACUGCGGAUCCUCGCAGUCAGAUCCUGCAACUGAAGAAAGAGAAACUGGAGUACACACCUGGGGAACACGAGUACGGGCUUUUUCCUGCCCCCAUCCAUGUUGGAAAGUACCUAAGACAGAAGCGCAUUGAUUUCCAGUUGCCUUACGACAUCUUGUGGCUGUGGAAACAUGACCAGCUCUACGAGAAGCCUGACGUCCCCCUUUAUAAAAAGAUCAGAUCAAACGUCUAUGUGGAUGUGAAGCCUGUCUCGGGUUAUGAAGCCACCACCUGUAACUGCAGGCCUUCCGGGGAAGCCGUAGACAGAGGCUGCCUUGACGAAUGCCUCAACAGGAUGAGCUUUGCCGAGUGCUCUCCCGGCACCUGUCCCUGCGGGGAGCAGUGUGACAACCAGCACAUCCAGAGGCAUGAGUGGGUGCAGUGCCUGGAGCGCUUCCGUGCCGAGGGCAAGGGUUGGGGCAUUCGCACCAAGGAGCCCCUCCGCUCAGGCCAGUUCAUCAUCGAGUACCUGGGAGAGGUCGUCAGCGAGCACGAGUUCAGAAGUCGCAUGAUGGAGCAGUACUUCGCCCACAGCGGCCAAUACUGUCUGAACCUGGACAGCGGCAUGGUGAUCGACAGCUACCGGAUGGGCAACGAGGCCCGCUUCAUCAACCACAGCUGUGAACCCAACUGUGAGAUGCAGAAGUGGUCGGUGAAUGGGGUGUACAGGAUCGGCCUCUUCGCCCUCAGGGACAUGAGCAGCGGCACGGAGCUCACCUACGACUACAACUUCCACUCCUUCAACACCGAAGAGCAGCAAGUGUGUAAGUGUGGCUCUGAGGGCUGCCGGGGUAUCAUUGGAGGGAAGAGUCAGCGACUCAACGGGAUGCCUGGGAAGACGGGCGGGGCACGGCGACUGGGUCGACUCAAGGAGAAACGCAAGUCCAAGCACCAGCUGAAAAAACGAGAGGAGGAAUCAAGUGACAGCAGCAAGUUUUAUCCCCACCUUCUCAUGAAACCCAUGUCCAAUAGAGAGAGAAACUUUGUGCUGAAACACCGGGUGUUCCUGCUCAGGAACUGGGAGAAGAUGAGGGAGAAGCAGGAGCUGCUGAAGAGGGAGGGCGAGAGGGAGGCCAGCGGCGGCCUGUCCAUCUACACACGCUGGGGAGGAGUCAUCCGCGACGAUGGAAACAUCAAGUCAGACGUGUUCCUGACACAGUUCUCGGCGCUGCAGACGUCCCGGUCGGUGCGCACGCGGAGGCUGGCGGCGGCCGAGGAGAACACGGAGGUCACCCGCACCGCCCGCCUGGCGCACAUCUUCAAAGAGAUCUGUGACAUGAUCACCAGCUACAAGGACUCAGCUGGUCAGACCCUCGCUGCUCCGCUGGUCAACCUACCUUCAAGAAAGCGGAACAUGCAGUACUAUGAGAAGGUGUCCGACCCGCUGGACCUGAGCACCAUUGAGAAGCAGAUCACCACAGGGCACUACAAGACUGUGGAGGCCUUUGACACCGACAUGCUCAAAGUGUUCCGCAACGCAGAGAAAUACUACGGGCGGAAGUCGUCGGUUGGGAGGGAUGUUUGCCGGCUGAGGAAGGCCUACUACGGAGCUCGCCACGAGGCUGCCGUCCAGAUCGACGAGAUCGUUGGGGAGACGGCCAGCGAAGCGGACAGCUCGGAUUCGCUGGAGCGAGACCACGCACAUCACCACCACGGAGGGGGCUGGCCGGGCUCCCACGACAAGGACGAUGACAUCAUCCGCUGCAUCUGCGGCAUGUACAAAGACGAGGGCCUGAUGAUCCAGUGUGAGAAGUGCAUGGUGUGGCAGCACUUUGACUGCAUGCGGCUUGAGGCGGAGGUGGAACACUACCUGUGUGAUCAGUGCGACCCCCGACCUGUGGACAGGGAGGUGCCAAUGCUGCCCCAGCCCAGCUACGCCCAGUCUGGCUCCAUCUACCACAUCUGUUUACUGCGAGACGAACUGCUGCUGCACCAAGGUGACUGUGUGUACCUGAUGAGGGACAGCAGACGCACCCCAGAAGGCCAGCCAGUCAGGCAGUCCUACCGCCUCCUGUCCCAUGUCAACAGGGACAAGCUGGACAUCUUCCGCAUCGAGAAACUCUGGAAGAGCGAAAAGGGUGAGAGGUUUGCCUUUGGCCACCAUUACUUCAGGCCCCACGAGACACACCACUCGCCCUCGCGCCGCUUCUACCACAACGAGUUGUUCCGCGUGCCGCUCUACGAGAUCAUCCCACUGGAGGCCGUGGUCGGGACCUGCUGUGUCCUCGACCACUACACUUACUGCAAGGGACGGCCAAAGGGAGUGAAGGAGCAGGACGUGUACAUCUGUGACUACCGCCUGGACAAGUCAGCGCACCUCUUCUACAAGAUCCACCGCAACCGCUUCCCCGUGUGCACUAAGCCCUACGCCUUCAACCACUUCCCCAAGAGGCUGGCCCCCAAGAGAGACUUCUCGCCGCACUACGUUCCCGACAACUACAAGAGGAACGGGGGGCGUUCGGCCUGGAAGAGCGAGCGGCCCAAAGGAGUUGGAGGAGCCUGUGAGGACGAUGCUUCCCCAUGCGACCAGGGUGACAACUUCCGUCCGGAGAGUGAAAACAGAAGAGGGGUGGAGGGGGACAUGGAUGCUGCCCAAGAAGAAACCACACUCCCUGCGGCUGCCCCACCUCCACAACCAGUUGGGCCAGGGGAGGGAGAAGAAGAGGACGGGGGGCAGGAGGUAGAGGAGCAUAGGGAGCUGGAGGAAGGUGCAGCAGAGAGAGGAGUUGACAUGUUGGAUCUCCUCCCCUCCAUCUCUUCCUCACCCCUCCAUCACUCUGGACUUGGCAGGAGGGAGGCACAAAGGGAUCGGCUAAACAAGAUUCUGCUGGAUCUGCUACACAGAACACCCAAUAAGAAUGCCAUAGAUGUCACUUAUCUUCUAGAGGAAGGGUCAGGGCGGCGAUUACGUAGAAGGACGCUUGGAUUUGGAGACUUUGUGGGUAGAAAAUGAUGUUGCCACUUACCUGGCAAGCACAUUCCCCUUUCAUUCACUUGGGAGAGGUGGGGGUGAAAUGGAAAACAUGGUAAGGGAAGAUGACAUUUGCAAAGAGAAAGUGACCACAAAGGGCAAGGGUUGGUACCCUUCCCGGGCGUGUCCCCUCUUCCCCAACCUGUCAUCUCAAGUGAUGAGACAACCCAAUGACAACCCAACAGUUGGAAGCAGUGCACUCGGCUGUUGUGGUCAAUGGUAACGGUUUUGUUGGUGACACAAGGACUUCUUCUCAGGAGGGUGGACCCAGACUUAUUGAAGUACGAUGCAAAUGCAUUUUUUUUUACGUAGGAAAAAGUACCCCAUGCACUUAAAAAUGCGCAUUGAACAAAUGUUAAUCAAAGACAGCCCUGGUUACUCAGGGCAAAGAGACUAUUACAUAGGCUUCACAUUAUCUAUACACAUGGCUCAUCAGUGAAACCUUGAGUCAAUUAUUUUUAGUGAGCAAAAGAAAGCAACAUGUGGUACUGAACAUGGCUGUGGCAUAGUCAUAGACUCAAAUAUACUUUUUUUUUAACGAUAUCAAAUGGGAAUGAGGAGGCUGGAAACCUGCGCCCUCAGUGGGACUAGGUGGUAUUGAAACUAAACAUAGGCCACGAGACCUAAAUGUACGAGGAUAAGAGGCAUAGGAGGCUAUGCAGUGGACUGUAUGAGCAACUUGUAAACAUACACUGCUGAUGAUGAACUAGGAGAGAAGCUGCAGGAACGAGGUUGGUCAACUGCACUUUGGUACCAUGGAUAUGGUUGGCUCUCUAAUGUAUCAACGAGACACACUAACACUCACAUGUUAUUGGAUGAUGCAGUCUGAAAAGCAAGUUAAUAAUAAGUAUUUCUUUUUCUUUCAUACUGUAGUAAUUCAUUAGGAACAGAGAAGGAAGGACAGGAUUGUGUUUGUAAAGAAUAGCUGGUGGUCUUUGGAAAGAUAUAAUGUGCGCUUUUGGUCAGUCAAGUGUCUUGUCCGCUUCGCCCCUCUUUCUGAAGUACCUGAUUCACCAGCUUAAUGAAGUCAGGCGGCGGGAACACUGACUCUUACUGUAACGCCUUAGAACGCCGUGGUCCCUGACUGCCUUGCGUGAGUGUAUGCACAUUUGUGUGUCUAAUCUG